ACUAUCGUUUGCCCGCAAGAAGUUGUUCAGUAAUGCUGAUCUAGAGACAACAAUCAAUACACCUACAUUUUAAAGACUGGGCAGACUGCAGACAUGGAGACAUGGAGCCUGAUAUCUGUUUGCGUAUUUCUGGGAUUGACGACUAGAUGGGCCGUAUCGUUCAAUUCAUACUCAGGUGCGGGGAAACCGCCCAUGUUUGGGGACUAUGAAGCUCAGAGACACUGGCAAGAAGUGACAGUGAAUCUUCCUGUCCAUGAAUGGUAUUUCAACACCACAGACAAUGACUUGAACUACUGGGGCCUGGACUACCCCCCUCUGACGGCUUAUCACAGUCUACUCUGUGCACAUGUAGCGAAGUUAAUUGACCCAACCUGGGUGGAGUUAUAUGCCUCCAGAGGACAUGAAAGCCCCUCCCAUAAGCUCUUUAUGAGGGCUACAGUCUUUAUUGCAGAUCUUGUCAUAUAUAUACCAGCAGUUCUGUUAUACUGUUUCUACCUCAGAGAUGGCUCAGCGAAGAGAAGGGUUGCUGUAGCACUGUGUAUCCUGCUCUAUCCUGGACUGAUUCUCAUUGACUACGGCCAUUUUCAGUAUAACAGCGUGAGUCUUGGUCUGGCUCUGUGGGCAGUGGUUGGGUUGGGUUUGGGUCAGGACCUGCUGGGCUCUGUGGCCUUCUCUCUGGCUCUGAACUACAAACAGAUGGAGCUCUACCACUCGCUGCCCUUCUUCUGCUACCUGCUUGGCAAAUGUGUCAAACAGGGCCUGACAGGCAGAGGACUCUUCCUCCUGCUGAAACUCUCAGUGACUGUGCUUCUGACCUUUGCCCUCUGCUGGUUGCCCUUCCUGUCUGACCCUGGUCAAGUGCUACAGGUGCUGUGUCGUGUAUUUCCCGUGGGUCGAGGUCUAUUUGAGGAUAAAGUGGCUAACACAUGGUGCAGUCUAAACGUGCUGAUAAAGAUCAGGACCAUCUUGCCUUCUCAGAUUCAGCUGCUCUGCAGUUUUGUUCUCACUCUUUUGGCUGCGUUGCCAUCAUCAGUAAAACUGCUGGCUAAGCCGACCCUGUGGCAGCUGAAGCUUGCUCUGGUGAACUCUUCGCUGGCCUUCUUCCUCUUUUCUUAUCACGUCCAUGAGAAGUCCAUCCUCCUGCCAGCUUUGCCGGUAUGCCUUCUGAUCAACGACCUUCCCCUCAUGUCCAUUUGGUUUCUGCUGGUGUCAAACUUCAGCAUGCUCCCUCUCUUCAUGAAAGAUGGGCUGUUGAUGCCAUAUGUGGUGACCACAUUGGGGUUCCUGUUCUUUAGCGUGUACCUGCUCUCAGCACUGGAGCGCACCACAGUGGCAGAACUCAGACUGGAAUCAUACCAGAGACUGACACAUGCCUGCCUGCCCACACUCAACUUAUGCUCUGUUGUCAAGUGGAAAUUCUUCCUCUCGUUGGUGGGCAUGGCUGCUCUCAGUUUGGCCAGCAUGCUGUUGGAUCCCCCAGCCGCUCUGCCGGACCUGUUUCCUGUUCUCAUUUCUGUCUUUUCGUUCCUCCAUUUUCUGGGUCUGUUUGUUUAUUUCAACUUGGUCCAGCUCACGGAACCAUCUGGGAGAAAGAACCAAAAGAAAGCCAACUGACAGAGUCCCAGUGGCCACACAUAUCAGAUCAGAUUGCCCUGAGACAGAAAGCCUUUGGAACCCUGGCACAAUUCUCAACUGGUAUGGAGUGUGUAGUUAAAAUAACUGGUGGUUAUGGGAACAGAACGCAGUUAAAAAUGAUGUCUUUUCAGAGGAAGAGACAGCAAGAAAAAUUUGGCCUCUUUCAAGACUGACUGGUUUGGGGAAAACAAAUAUCACAUAAAAGAUUGAGUAAUGGGACCAUUAUGUCAAUAUUGUCUUUAAUUACAAAUUUUCUACAUGAUUAAAGGUUUUGUACAAAGACAAA
Molecule: messenger RNA, 1921 nt
Organism: Chanos chanos (milkfish)
Lineage: Eukaryota; Metazoa; Chordata; Actinopteri; Gonorynchiformes; Chanidae
Gene: alg6
Product: ALG6 alpha-1,3-glucosyltransferase
Exons: 14
Coding region: 94-1614 (506 amino acids)
Biological process (GO): protein N-linked glycosylation; dolichol-linked oligosaccharide biosynthetic process
Cellular component (GO): endoplasmic reticulum membrane
Molecular function (GO): dolichyl pyrophosphate Man9GlcNAc2 alpha-1,3-glucosyltransferase activity
Source: RefSeq, a predicted model, not a curated record